GUCGGCCGACCCUUUGAUCCCAAAGAUCGCAUUGAAGUCGCCUUUUAUUGUGUGGUUAUGUCCAUAGCUUUUGGGCGAAUUUUCACAUCAAAAGACCCUGAAUAUAGACGCCUACACGACAUAACGAACGUAUUCUUCCAAUUGGGCGAUAAGUUGGCGCUCAUUGAGUUCGUGCCCAUACUUCGUGUGCCGUUAUUUCAAUACGUGAACCGAUUUCGACAAAAUACCGAGAAUUACAAGUCGUUUAUCAGGGACAAUUUUGGUACACAUCUAGACACAUACACGCCGGGAGUGAUCCGAGACUUUUCCGACGCCCUAAUUGCCGCCAAACUCGAGACCAUUGACGGUAACCACGAGUCGGCCCAAUAUCUCACGGAUCGAAACAUAGCGCUGGCCCUGUGGGACGUGUUUGUCACCGCCACCGAUGACACCCAAUUCACCUACAAUUGGAUGAUUUUACUGCUGGCUAACUGUCCGCACAUUCAGCAAACAGUACGCCAAGAGAUAGACGACAAGAUUGGCGACAGACUCGCCAUUCAUGAAGACCUCAAUGAAUGCCAUUAUAUAAACGCUUUCAUAUCGGAGGCGUUGCGGUACCGGAACGCCAACCCGUUAGGCGUUCCUCAUAAGACACUGGAGGACACGGAUAUCGACGGCAUCUCAAUACCGGCCAACACGACGGUAGUGUGCCAUCAGUUUUCAAUACUCAAUGACCCGGACUAUUGGUCAGAGCCUCAUGUGUUCAAACCGGAGCGCUUCCUAAGCGACGGCCACUACGUGCCCACCCGUGCGCCCCAUUACGUGCCCUUCGGGGUGGGCCGUCGCAAGUGUUUGGGCGAUAGGCUGGCCAUCAAUGAGUUGUUUUUAGUUUUGGUGGCAUUCAUGCAAUCGACCCACGACUACGACAUCUCAUUAGCUACCGGCCCGGGAACUGCCGACUUACAGCCCGACCCCCAACAGGUGGUGCUGUUCUGUACCCCCAAACCGUUUGAAAUUGUGUUGAAUUAUCGCAAACAG
Messenger RNA from Oppiella nova, 1017 nucleotides. NCBI's taxonomy places the organism in Eukaryota, Metazoa, Arthropoda, Arachnida, Sarcoptiformes, Oppiidae. The record is from the annotation of a GenBank genome assembly.